UCGGGCAUCCCAGUAUUCCUACACCCACCGUAUGUGCUCGGACUUGGACCCCACCAGUUAUGCAGCUCCCAAGAAUGGAUGAAGUUGUUUUUAUAUGGACAGCAAGAUCAUGCUUAUGGCCAGACCCGGUCGUGACGAUGGGGAGACAGUUGCAUUCGAAGAGAAAUUUCGAAAAGGAGAAGCUUUCGAAACAAGCGAUGUGAAAAUCCUCGACAAGUCGAGGGAAGCAAUUAUUUUCAGGCGACAGGAAGGUGAAUAUUGUGAUUGCUGGUGAUAAGCCCCUUCGUGGAUUCUCCUUUAGUGCACUGUCGACGUAUCCACCCGCAGGUAUACGGAAACACGCUGGCGUGACGGUCGAGCGCCCGCUCGGCAGGCAACAUGAACAUGGAAGUAUUUCCCAGGUACACGAGUACGGCUGCGUUCAGGAAUGGAGAAUUCAGAGAACGGGCUUUGCCUAAAAGACCCGACUCUAUGUUCGGUGAAGCGGGAGAGCACUCCCAUACACUGAGUACCUCCGUUCAGUCCGCCCCGGUCAAUACCAGCAUCCUGAGAGUGCUGCCUAGUCGGAGCAUCGGGCCAGCUCGGGUCAGCGUUCGUCGUAUGCGCAAAUCAAUCAGGAACAACAAGCCAGCGCUUGGUGACGGCAAUGCUUUCGACAGGGGCAGCAUCCGACGAGCCGUGCUACAGACUAGUCUUAGCUUCACCGCUAGUAAUAAGAUUCCACCGAAGAAGGAGCCUCCUGAGCUGCCGGGUGCAAUCGUUGGAGACUGGGAGCCUUCGGAUGACGCCGGCAGGUCCUCCAGUGCCAUCCCGGCGUACCUGAAGCGGUGGGACAGCACAGGAACGUACGUAUCGCCGCGUGACCUACAAGCCCAGGGCGACUAUCCCGCCGUCCAUUCCAUGUCUAACAACGCGUCACCGGUCUACGCCAAUCACGCCGGCGCCGCCAUGCUGGGAAACCUGCACUCACGGCGUACUCAGCUCGAUUUGACCCGGCCACUGCCAAGGUCGAAGCUGAGCUGCUGGGAUGGAAUUUCGUUUAAAAUGUGGAAGCUGAAGAAAAGAGUGCAUAGUCAUAUCGAGGAUGCAUGGUUCACGUUUGGUUUCUGGCGUACGUCUCUCAAGAGGAUUGAAGGCAGGUUUGGCACCAGUGUGGUGGCGUAUUUCACUUUCUUGCGAGCUAUGUUCUUUCUCAACUUUCUGUUGACCGCUCUCACCAUGUCGUUUAUCGUCGCACCGCAAAUCGUCAGUGGAGAUAAGACACCGUUUCUGAAUACGACCGAGUCUACGGAAUGGGACCAGGUGAUCGUGGACAGUAUCGUAGGCAGAGGUGCUCUUCGUCAGUCCGUUGUCUACUACGGUAUCUACAAGAGCUAUCUGGAGGCGGGCAGUUACGACAUGUCAACAGCCUACCUGCUUGUCGGGUUCACGGUCCUUCUGGUCUCCUUCAUCUGGGUGCUAUGGAGCAUUGGUAAGUCACACCAUCAUCAGCAGCUGCAGAAGUUGAACACCGCUUACCAGUACACGGAUAAGGUCUUUAGUGCGUGGAACUUCGGCAUAACAAACAGCGAGACGGCAAAGCUUAAGGCUAUCGCUACAUCUCGAGAGCUAGAGGAAUGCAUUGGUGACGAGCGGUCACUACGGCAGAAGAAAUCCUGGCUCGAAAGGUUUUUUCUGUAUCACAGACGAUUGCUGGUCAACAUCCUCAUAGCAGGAAUGCUAGCAGGCGCCGCUUACUGCAUCUACCUGGCAACCAAUGUGUCAAUCGCUGCCUCGACGACCACGCUCGAACUAAAGUCCAAUCGUCCUACGUCGGAGAAAUUCCUUUACUACGCCAAGUCUCUGGCAUCGUCACUGACGAUUGCUGCGUUCAACGCCGUCCUGCCGAUCGUGUUUGAAGCCAUUACUAGCUAUGAGAAGUGGAGAACACCCAGCCAGGAGGUUAAAUAUACACUCAUAAGAACGGUGGCUAUCCGAUUAGCCUCUAUUGGCGUGGUGAUUGUGUCCUUAUUCCUGCGUCUCAAGGACUGUCAUACGAAGAACAUCAAGGACUCGCCGGAAUGUGGUUGCUGGGAGUUAUCGGUAGGUCAGGAAUUCUACCAGCUUGCAGUGCUCAAUUUUCUUAUUGUGCUCAUUGCCACAUGGGGAGACGGUCUGGGGCAGUGCUUUCUGUACCGCAAGUCUGCGUGGUACGCCAAGACCAUUGGUCCACCAAACUUCCCCUUAGUCAGGAGUGUACUGGACCUGCUGUACACUCAGAUGAUUAUCUGGCUUGGUUUCUUCUUCUCACCGGUAUUACCCGCUAUUGGCGUUGUGUCCCUCUUCUGCCUUUUCUACGCUAAGAAGUGGACAUUGCUUUGGUUCAUGCUGCCGUCUACCAAGCCACACAGAGGCUAUCGCAACUCCAAGCUCUUCUACGGCAUGCUGCUGCUGGUCUUGUGCCUAUCGCUUGUGCCCCUCGGCUUUGUGGCGUUUGAAUCCAGACCUUCCUCUCAAUGCGGUCCGUUUAAAGGUGAGGUGGGGAUGUAUUCGGCAUUCACCAAGCUGUUGCGCAACGGGCCGGGCUGGAUCGACACCGCCAUACGGGUCAUUUUAUCGUAUGCUGUUGCCGUGCCAACCAUUAUCCUACUCCUUCUAAUUGCAUUCUAUUACCGCGUCAAGGCUCGGGCACAUAGCGCCGAGGUGGGUCUGCUACAGGAUCAAGUCAAUAUUCUCGUCACCGAUAAAAACUUUCUAGUGGAAAAGUUCCAAGCUUUGGAUGCGAGCAUUGAGCCCAAACAGUUCGACCCGCGUCCCAGGAAAACCAAGUAACAUCCUCUUCUCGGUACAUUGUCUGGUGCUAGCUGUAGUCAACAACCCAGUCUACUUUGGUGACCCCCCUAUUGGGCUCUCCAGCGUUUCCCUGUUCAUAUGGGGAAUACCCGUGUGGGGAAUACCCGUGUGGGAAAUCCCUCCUAUUGGGCUCUCCAGUGUUUCCCUGUUCAUAUGGGGAAUACCCGUGCGGGGAAUACCCGUGUGGGAAAUACCCGUGUGGUUGUGGACCUGUUGCAUGUAUUGUCUCAUUGCACAUCCGACUCCAGGAAGACUUCAGAUUUCUCCCUCUGCUGAAUUCUUGUAUAGUCUUCUUGUGCAGAUGGGUCUUGGCAGCAGGUUGUAUUUUAUUGUUAGAAGCACACCUUUGGUGGUCACCGUGUGUGUGUAUGCUUGCAGCCCGAAUAGUAUAGGCUGGAUGUAGGCACUGGCAUUCUGAGCGCAUGCUGAGCAUCCAUUGAGCGUGCACUGUGUUCAUCUUGAGUGCACACUGAGGAUACUGUCAAUAGGAGUUGGGCCUCAGUGACCCUGGGUUUGCAACUAACUUGAAAUCCACGUCUAAGGGUUGAUUUUAAUGUGCUGCUGUUUUACUCUGUAAUAUCAGUUGCCAUAGUGUGGUUACAUUCCUCAAGUUUCUAAAUACACCCACGCCGAUACCUUUAUUUUUUAUUUUUUUAUUGUUUGGGCAUGAACUGGGUUGCAUAUUCUUUUUGAGCCAGAGGUGUACACAUAUACAGCGGCUCUCUAUUCCCUUGGACUUCUCCGACUGGUCUUACUUCUUUCUUCUCACCGGAUUAUGAAUCCUGCUGUGUAGACAUGUUUUUCUACUCAUAAUAUUUUAAUACCCCGUUCCGCGGAGUCCUCGCUCACGGAACACCUUUACCCAGACCCCCUCCCCCCCCCCCCUUCCC
Messenger RNA from Sycon ciliatum, 3722 nucleotides. RefSeq names its product transmembrane channel-like protein 7. The record is from RefSeq and is a predicted model, not a curated record. Bases 379 to 2811 code for a protein of 810 amino acids. NCBI's taxonomy places the organism in Eukaryota, Metazoa, Porifera, Calcarea, Leucosolenida, Sycettidae. Gene Ontology annotation, cellular component: plasma membrane. The transcript is spliced from 20 exons. Gene Ontology annotation, molecular function: mechanosensitive monoatomic ion channel activity.